Messenger RNA from Lycium ferocissimum, 1469 nucleotides. RefSeq names its product putative cyclin-A3-1. The record is from RefSeq and is a predicted model, not a curated record. Gene Ontology annotation, cellular component: nucleus; cyclin-dependent protein kinase holoenzyme complex; cytoplasm. NCBI's taxonomy places the organism in Eukaryota, Viridiplantae, Streptophyta, Magnoliopsida, Solanales, Solanaceae. The transcript is spliced from 6 exons. Gene Ontology annotation, molecular function: cyclin-dependent protein serine/threonine kinase regulator activity. Gene Ontology annotation, biological process: mitotic cell cycle phase transition; regulation of cyclin-dependent protein serine/threonine kinase activity. Bases 130 to 1170 code for a protein of 346 amino acids.
AAAUUUUAUGCUGAAUAUGGCGCCAUAUAAAUAUACACACACAUAUCUCUCUUUCAUUUCCUCAACUUUCUCUUCCCUUUCAAUAUACACAGAGAGGAAAAGGAAGAGAAAGAUACAGAGUAACAAGCAAUGGCAGACCAAGGUAAUUGUGUGAGAGUAACUCGUUUGGCUAAGAAAAGGGAAGCAGAAGCUAUGGUUCAGUACCUACAACAGCCCAACAAGAAGAGAGUUGUUUUGGCUGAGAUUCAAAAUCAGAUUAAGCCUAAAACUAAGCAGAUUACUACUAAGAGGAAGGUGAAAAGGUGUGUUAAUGAAAAAGACAAGGAAUUUGAUGACCCCCAGAUGUGUAGUGCUUAUGUUUCUGAUAUAUAUGGUUAUCUUCACCAUAUGGAGAUUGAGAAUAAGAGAAGACCAUUGCCUGAUUACCUUGAGAAGAUUCAAAAGGAUGUGACUGCAAACAUGAGAGGAGUUUUGGUUGACUGGCUGGUGGAAGUUGCAGAGGAAUACAAACUUUUAGUAGACACAUUGUACCUUACUGUUUCCUACAUUGACAGAUUCUUAUCGGUGAAUGUCAUCCCUAGGCAAAGACUUCAGCUUUUGGGUGUUUCCGCAAUGCUCAUUGCUGCGAAGUAUGAGGAAAUUAGCCCUCCAAAUGUUGAGGACUUUUGUUACAUUACAGACAAUACAUUUACAAAGAAAGAGGUGGUAAAGAUGGAGGCUGAUGUGUUACAAUCCCUCAAAUUUGAAAUGGGUAAUCCCACAACCAAAACAUUUGUCAGAAGAUUUACUAGAGUUGCUCAGGAAGAUUACAAAAAAGCCGGUUUACAGUUGGAGUUUCUAGGAUACUACUUAGCAGAAUUAAGUUUAUUGGAUUACAGCUGCGUGAAAUUCUUGCCUUCUUUGGUAGCUGCUGCUGUGAUAUUCCUAUCAAGGUUCACAUUACAGCCAAAGUCACAUCCUUGGAGUCUGGCCCUUCAAAGUUGCUCAGGAUAUAAAGCAGCAGAUUUAAAGGAAUGUGUUCUUAUCAUACAUGACUUGCAAUUAAGUAAAAGAGGAAGCACUUUGGCAGCUGUGAGGGACAAAUACAAGCUGCAUAAGUUCAAGUGUGUGUCAACAUUAUCUUCUCCUCUGGAAAUACCGGAUUCAUUCUUCGAACAUGCAAGACAAUGACUACUUGGGCAUAUGCUUGGGAAUUAGAAUAGGACUGCAUUCUUGGCUUCUUCAAGUUGGAAAGAUUGCUUAAUUUUGCUUCAUGCUGCUCUGAGGACGUUAUUAGGGUCAACUCAAUAGAAAAUGUGUCAUGUUUGUUUAAUAAAUUUUUUGUAUAUCUUAUUGAGUAUAUUCUUACAACUUAAAAUUUGUUGGCCCUUGCUUAUCUUUGGGCAGGACAUAUUUUUGCCAACAGCCAAAAAUUUACAGGAAUCCUUUGAAUUUACAUUAUAUUCAAGAUAAAAGGGAUCUUUUGUCCU